UUGCAGUUGCUUGGGUUUCGGCACCCGUUCGCGGAAUUACUUGCCGCCAGUGAAAGAUCCAAACUUCAAAGACAAGGCUCCCAUCCUCUCGCCCACUGCCAUCUCUCUUCUCUACCCCCAUCAUCUCUCCCUUCAUCCUCUCUUCAUCCCUCAAGACAGAAAAAUGGGAAGGAGAAAAAUUGAGAUUCAACCGAUCACACACGAGCGUAAUCGUUCAGUAACUUUUUUAAAGCGUAAGAAUGGUCUCUUCAAAAAGGCCUAUGAGCUCGGCGUGCUCUGCUCUGUCGAUGUUGCCGUCGUUAUCUUUGAGGAACGCGCGGGUCAUCACUUGAAACUCUAUCAAUACUGUUCUGGCGACAUCCAUGAAAUCAUUCAGCGCCACGUUCGUUACGACGGAGAAAAGGACACCCGAACUCCCCACGAUUUCGCGAACAAUGCCAAUGCCAAACUUAAUCACGACGCCGAUGUUGACGAUGACGAGGGCGACGACGACGAUGACCCUGAUUCAGUUCCCACACGUGGAAACAAGAGGCGCCACGAGCCAAAGUUAAAGGCGGAAUAUGGCAACAACGCGAAACUUCUGAUCCCUUCUUCAGGAGGUGAUAUGGGUCUCAACGUCGAUAUGGCUGAUUAUCACCGUCCUAUGACCAUCCCUCCCCCUCCUAUGCCACUUCACCACUCUUCACAGCUUCCAUCAGCUGGUGGAGGAUCUGCACUUCCCAUUUCCACAGAACGCCAUUCGUCUUCCGGUCGGUUACUCCCUCCAAACGGUCAAAUUGGAUCUCAAAAGAAGCCCCGUUUAGCGCCCAGCGGUCAUGGAGGCAACGGCUCUAAGCUUUCGGGGGACGAGUCGUCCAUGUAUAAUGGUUAUCUCCCCUCACCGACAUCGGCUCAUUCUACUGCAUAUCGAUCGAACGGUCCAUCGUCCCACCAACUUCCGUAUAACGGAUAUAUGGGAGGAGUGUCAAACAGUCCUCCACAGUCCUUCCUACCAUCGACUUUUGACUUCCCGUCCUCGUCGUCCCGAGGCUCUAAUUUACCGCGUAAUAAUGGUUACAGCCAACGGUCAUCAUAUUCUCAACCUCAAGACCCCCAAUUACAGGGAAUGUAUCACCAGUUGAUGCGGCAGAACCACCCGCAUGGUCAACACUCCCAUUCCAGCGGUUUGCAUUCCCAGCAGUCUCCAGACUCUUUGUUAUCCACAUUUCUUGAUAAUGAUGAGCAUCGGCAGCCGCCAAGUACGGGCCCACAAUACGCCCCGCUUGAUUGGCCCUCCCAUGGACCGUCACAGCCGCCGCUGCCACCCCCCUCGCAACCUUCACAGCAAGAAUCAGGACCUCCUGGAGAUCCUAGUUGGCUUGAUUUCCUGUCGCAGAACGCAUCUCAAUCAGGCGCGCAACAGCUCCAUAUGACACUGCCCCCCGCUAAUGGGCGAGAUGGACUCUCAUGGGAACGAGAUCGUGAUGGGGAGCAUUACUCCGCCGAACGCGGUGGAGACCUUCAUCCGGAUAAGCCGUCCAAUGGAGGAACUCUGAUGUCGCCGCGUUCAUCACGCAAACGGCCGCGUGCUGAUUCUAGUGCUGCGGAUGAGAAACGCUCAUCACCGAGCGCGCGAGCUGUUUCAGGUCAGGAUAAGAUGCAUGACCCUGGGAGCAGCAGUGGAAUAGACAAGCAAGACAAGUGACCGUGUUAUGAAUGAAUUCUCGAACAGUAUAGUUUCUGUAUGCCUUAUGAUUAUCUUGGACUCUUUGAUUAUCUUGCAGAGCAAUGUUAAUGGUACUACCUUGAUGACGUAUAUGGGCUUGUCUGGACAUGCCGGGAUUAAUGCCACCUUGUUAUCGAUUUAUUCCCACGCAUGCCGGUUCGUGGC
Messenger RNA from Suillus clintonianus, 1870 nucleotides. RefSeq lists its product as uncharacterized. The record is from RefSeq and is a predicted model, not a curated record. The transcript is spliced from 7 exons. The coding region runs from base 164 to 1684 and encodes 506 amino acids. Gene Ontology annotation, molecular function: DNA-binding transcription factor activity, RNA polymerase II-specific; RNA polymerase II cis-regulatory region sequence-specific DNA binding; protein dimerization activity. Gene Ontology annotation, biological process: positive regulation of transcription by RNA polymerase II. Lineage: Eukaryota; Fungi; Basidiomycota; Agaricomycetes; Boletales; Suillaceae.